Galeopterus variegatus (Sunda flying lemur) is the source of this 2132-nucleotide messenger RNA. RefSeq names its product wingless-type MMTV integration site family, member 5B (gene WNT5B). The record is from RefSeq and is a predicted model, not a curated record. The transcript has 5 exons. NCBI's taxonomy places the organism in Eukaryota, Metazoa, Chordata, Mammalia, Dermoptera, Cynocephalidae. The coding region runs from base 228 to 1307 and encodes 359 amino acids. Gene Ontology annotation, biological process: neuron differentiation; canonical Wnt signaling pathway; cell fate commitment. Gene Ontology annotation, molecular function: frizzled binding; cytokine activity. Gene Ontology annotation, cellular component: extracellular region.
AACCACACGAAACUUUGCAGUCCUGCCUCGUGCCUGCUUGAACAAUUGGGUGUGGGCAAAAAGCUGUGGGAACAUGACCGUGCCAGCGUGCGGUCAGCAGAAUCCUGUCUUACUCUCGAGACUUAAUCUGUUCCCAGCCCCUGGUGUCCUGAUGAUCACUUUAGUAUAAUGGACCCCCAGCUUGGACGCUGUCAGUCCCAGGGCACUGGGGAGGGCUGAGGCCGACCAUGCCCGGGCUGCCGCUGCUGUUGGCCGCUGCGUUGCUCUCCAGCUGGGCGCAGCUCUGGACGGACGCCGGCUCCUGGUGGUCAUUAGCUCUGAACCCAGUGCAGAGGCCCGAGAUGUUUAUCAUCGGUGCUCAGCCUGUGUGCAGCCAGCUUCCUGGGCUCUCCCCUGGCCAGAGAAAGCUGUGCCAGUUGUACCAGGAGCACAUGGCCUACAUAGGGGAGGGAGCCAAGACGGGCAUCAAGGAGUGCCAGUACCAGUUCCGGCAGAGGCGGUGGAACUGCAGCACAGUGGACAACGCGUCUGUCUUUGGGAGAGUCAUGCAGAUAGGUAGCCGAGAGACCGCCUUCACCUAUGCGGUGAGCGCCGCAGGCGUGGUCAAUGCCAUCAGCCGGGCUUGCCGCGAGGGUGAGCUUUCCACGUGUGGCUGCAGCCGGACAGCGCGGCCCAAGGACCUCCCCCGGGACUGGCUGUGGGGUGGCUGUGGGGACAAUGUGGAGUACGGCUACCGCUUUGCUAAGGAGUUUGUGGAUGCCCGGGAGCGGGAGAAGAACUUUGCCAAGGGAUCGGAGGAGCAGGGCCGAGUGCUCAUGAACCUGCAGAACAACGAGGCGGGUCGAAGGGCUGUGUACAAGACGGCAGACGUCGCCUGCAAAUGCCACGGUGUCUCAGGGUCCUGCAGCCUCAAGACCUGCUGGCUCCAGCUGGCUGAGUUCCGCAGGGUGGGGGACCAGCUGAAGGAAAAGUACGACAGUGCGGCCGCCAUGCGCAUCACCCGCAAGGGCAAGCUGGAGCUGGUCAACAGCCGCUUCAACCAGCCCACCCCGGAGGACCUGGUCUAUGUGGACCCCAGCCCCGACUACUGCCUGCGCAACGAGACCACCGGCUCGCUGGGAACCCAGGGCCGCCUCUGCAACAAGACCUCGGAGGGUAUGGACGGCUGCGAGCUCAUGUGCUGUGGCCGCGGCUACGACCCGUUCAAGAGCGUCCAGGUGGAGCGCUGCCACUGCAAGUUCCACUGGUGCUGCUUCGUCAAGUGCAGGAAGUGCACCGAGGUCGUCGACCAGUAUGUCUGCAAGUGAGUGGCCCCGGCUGCCUGCCUGGCCCUGCGGAGGUCUGCCUUAUGUAAAUCUAUGUGAAUCUAUUUUAUAUUUGUAUAAAUAAGUGGAUGAAUGACACAUAAUUAAAAGGCCAACAUGGAAAAGAAAAGCUUAUUUAAGAGGUGCUGGAGACCUCUGAGGAUUGACCUUUGCUGGUUCUCUCCUCCCACGGAGGGGAGAAAAGGCGUUUUGCUCUGCCUCUGGUGAGGAUGCCGGGACAUAGGGACUUGGAGAUGUGUACUGUCUCUCCACCAUGGCCUGAGCAGGGAGGCUGCGGGCAGAUGGAGGAGCUGAUUCUGUCUGGAAGUCUGGAAUCUCUGUGGGGAAGAUGACUGCCCUGUGACCCCAGCCACUAGGUCAUGAGGCCCGUGGAAGGUGGCGGAAACUCAGCGUAAGCCUCCACAUCUCUGGGGUCUUGCCCAGCAUGUGGACUGGCCCUGUAAGAGGCCCAGCUUCCUCACUCUUCCCCUCGUGCGCUGUGCGGAAUCCACGGUGACAGGAGUGGCUCCUCCCCCAAAUGAGGACAGGUCCAAUGUCAUCUCUGACGCCAUGACCACAAAGGGCUCUGCACCUCCCCCAGGCCUAUCUUUCCAGCAAGAAUUCCUCCUUCUCCACAGUUCCCUGCACGAAGAGGAAACGGGGGGAGGGGGUGACCUGCCACAUCAAGAAGGACGGGAACUGGCCGUGUGCCCACGUUGCACCCAACCGUGCCAGCCUGCACGGGUCUCCCGCUCGGCGGCCGCCACCUCUGCCAGCAGCCCUGCCCAGACCUACAGCUCCUCUCUGGCAUUAAAUACCCUUCACUGA